Molecule: messenger RNA, 924 nt
Organism: Hypoxylon trugodes
Lineage: Eukaryota; Fungi; Ascomycota; Sordariomycetes; Xylariales; Hypoxylaceae
Product: proteasome maturation factor UMP1
Exons: 1
Coding region: 276-716 (146 amino acids)
Biological process (GO): proteasome assembly
Cellular component (GO): nucleus; cytoplasm
Source: RefSeq, a predicted model, not a curated record
AACACGAAGCUCCCUGGAGCCUACUUGCUAUCCGCUAUCUUUGAGCUUCCUACAAAGCUCAUCUACAAACCAAGUAAAAACGACCACUAUUCACCACACCGUCUCUAUUUAUCGAUCUACGAAGCGAUAAAUUCGACACCGAUACAAAAUCUGUGCCUAAACACAUAGUAAAAAAGAAAUUAGACCUACUUCCACAACCGUCAAGAUGGUAAGCCUCAACUCUAACCACUACCACCCAUCCCUCCAGAUCACCAAGCUAACCACUAUAACAGUCGAUGCGCAUAGUCCCCCCCUCCAACCACAGUAGCACCUUCAAAGCAACCAACACCUCCGCGCCCUCCGCGCCCGGGGUCCACGACGUCCUCCGGCAUGGCAUCGGCCCCAACACCAGCACCACCACCGACCCGAUCCCCGCCUCCCGCCACCCCCUAGAAGCGCGUCUCAAAGCCUGGGAAUCGACCCAAGAAACUUUGCGCAUGGAAUCUCUUCGCAAAACCUUCGGCGUAGCCGAGCCAGUCCGACGGGGUAUGGAACUCAAGAUCGCGCGGGAUGGAGACUGGCGACCGCUUGCGUUGGGCGGGGGUGUUAGGAGUGUGCAUGAGGAUAUUUUGAGAGGACGUGAGGCUGCGAUUGAUUGGGAGGAUGUGUUUACCGGUGAGGAGCAGCGUGCUGCUGUUGGUGUGCAUGAGGAGAUGGAGAGAAAGUUGAAGAUUUAAGGGACUCUUCGAUGCAAAGUCCAUAGAAAUGGACGAGAGUUCUGGCCUUGGAAGUGGCUGAUACUUCAGAUUGGUCAUGUCUACAUUGAUGAGCGGAGUAAUUAGCUCCCUAACGUCAUGGGCUCAAUAGCCAUGGACUAGGGGUAUUUUUGCCGUGUAAAAAACAGGCACGCAAUAUGAAAUAGACGAUCCACGGAUGCCAAACCCU